Molecule: messenger RNA, 1905 nt
Organism: Lates calcarifer (barramundi perch)
Lineage: Eukaryota; Metazoa; Chordata; Actinopteri; Centropomidae
Exons: 6
Coding region: 266-1513 (415 amino acids)
Source: RefSeq, a predicted model, not a curated record
UGUGAGGACAAAUCAAAGAUGUCAAAUGGAGCUGCAGAUGAGUCACUCUUUUCCCAGCAUUUAGUGACAGGAAGGAGCAGGUAUGAACACGCAGCUUCGCGCUGCGACAUGGACACAUGAGAGGGAGAGGCGUGGUGAUGGAAUAGAGGCGGGUCACAGGAGAUGUUUUGAAUGCUACCUCACCGACUCACCUCAGCUAAUGACUGUGUGGGUUGUUACUGUUGCAGUUCAGUAACUCAGGUGUGAGGGACAGAAACCGUUGGAGAUGAAUCUCUACAGGAGCUUUGGGAACCUUAUGGAGGCUUGGAUGAAUGACGGAAGCUUGUACUCUGACUCAGAGUCGCUUGGAAAUAAUGAUGAAGGCUCUACUACACCUUCAUCUGACAUGGGGACAAACCUGCGCUCAGAAUCGGUGGACUCUGGAGUGGAGACAGCCAGCUCUGAUACUUCUUUUGCUGCUACAUCCUGCUUUGCCUCAGCAGAUAUAGAUGCAUUUACACCAGAAAGAGAAGAUGAUGGACUCACUCCAGCCUCGACAUCACAGUCUCCUGUCCUGUCCUCUCCUGUGCUUUCCUCUUCCUCCUCUUCGUCCCCGCACCUCUGUUCCAGCAGAGCUCAAGAGGGCUCCCCUGCCUUGCGCCUAAAAGUGGAGCAGGCGCUUCAGAGGACUGACUCUAAACUUCAAAAGGACAACCCAGGGCCCCUCACAGUGGAGGAGGUGCUCAGGCGACGGCCCCGAGCAUCUCCUCUGCCCAAACGGCACACAUCAGAAUUAGUGAGAGGUCAAAGGUCAGGCAGUUUUGGUCCAAGGAGAACAGCCAACCCAGUGCCUCUCAGGCAGAUGUCAGACAUGUGCAGACGGCCAAUAUCUCUGAGUUACGACAAGCAGAGAUCAGAGGGACUUGGUGAGGAGGAGCAGAAAGAACUGAGUCCUGGGCUGAGCUACCUGCAGGAGGUGUGUCAAAUGUUGGAAGAUAUUGCCAAACAAAAGAUGCACAACCGAGCGUUACAGGCGGAGAUGGAUGCCCUGCGGGAACAUCCAGACACGCAGGUGAAACAGGCUGCCGACACUUGUCAGAGUGACUCUAAAGCUGCUGAGGAGAAUCUCUCUUCUUGUCUUGAGAGGCUUGAAAAUACAGACAAUUCAGAAUACAAUAUCAGUGAACCCAAGCAGCAGAAAAAUAAACCUUAUGGACAUUUUCGGCAGAGGUCGGCUUCAGACACAACUAUUGCAGCACUGCAUUUGAGAAAGAUGAGUUCAGACUGCAGAGGGCAGCAUCUGAGUACAGAUGACCUGCUGGAGAAGAUAGAGGAAGAGCAUGAAAAAGAGAAGCCUAAGAAGGAGGAGAGCAGUAAAUCUUACAAGACCUGGAAGUUAAAAAUUUCAUCUUUGAGAGGACUUGAGUCUCUGAGAGAUACAAAGGGCCAACAGACGCAGUCAUCUGAGAAAAACUCGACCCGACGACGGCUGAGCCAGCUGUUCAGGAAGAGAAGGAAGACUCUGCCUAUAUAAAUGAACCACAGUGUCUGUCAUGAUGUUUGGCGAUUUUGGUUUCAGUUCUGUAGGGGAAGAAACUUUUCCUAAAUGGUCAGAGAGACUAUCACUGCUUUCAAAUUGACCUAUUCAGCCCAUGUUAUGUAGCAAUCUACCAUGUAUAUUUAUUGCCUAAUGUACACUUGCCUUCAUUAUUUAUACUGAUAAAUGGUGUCAUUUUCAUUUACACUGUUAUGUGGAACAAAGUACAUGUAUGGUUUGUUUCUCUGUCAUGUAAUUCAUAAUCCAAAGCAGUACAAAGCUUCAUAAGAAAACCUUUUAUUUUCUCCCCUGUCAAAGCUAGAAUGUGUACACGCUAGUAUGCACUCUGCACUACAGUAUAAAUAUCAAAUAAAAUAAUGUAGAUAUAA